CCUUCAACGCCUCCGGCCCGUCGUUCUGCACAACACACAAACAAGACGCGCACGCACGCAUACACAUUCCACUUUUCCUCCAUUCGCGCAUUGGACUGUUCUGGGCGCGAAUUGGAGCACGAUUCCUCUGUCUCUCCUUUCCAAGCUUCCGACCGUGAUACGCGGCUCGCGUGUUGGAUCCUUUCUCUGCGCACAUCAGGAUGAGCAGCGGCCGUCUGACGAGGUCGCAGACGGGCAAAACGCCCAGGAAGCCUGCGCAUCUAGCCGACUACGUCGAGACUCCGGGUACCUACCGGCGCACUCGCAAAUCUGUCGCCCCGGUCUCGCGCGAGGCCACGACUGAGACGGAAGAGCAGAUCUUCGAUCGCAUCGAGGUCGCCGCGCAGGCGGAGGCGGAGGCGGAGGCGGGCGCCAAUCAGGUUGUUCAGGACGGUGCCAUCCAUACAGGCUCACCCAAUGGCCACGCAAACGGACACGCGAACGGAGCGGCGAAAAAGGGCGGCGGCAGGCGCAAGAAGGACGUCCCUACAGCUACGACUGUCGACCCCAAGGUCGACACCAGCGGCGAGUUUGAGUUCGGCGGCCCCCUCGGCGUCAGCUUGAUCAUGCUGGGCUUCCCGCUCAUCAUGUACUACAUGUGGCUGGGCGCGACUUACUAUGACGGCAAGCUGCCGCUGCCGGAGCCGGGACAGAGCCUGACGGACUUCGCCAAGCAGCUGGCCGGCUACAUUUACGAAGGCGCUUUCCCGCACGCCAAGGCGUGGGCUAUCUACUGGGUCUUCUUCGUCGUCGAGGCCAUCUUUUACCUCUUCAUGCCGGGCGUGUAUGCAAAGGGCAAGCCGCUUCCCCAUCUCGGUGGCAAGCAGCUUGACUACUACUGCUCUGGCGUCUGGUCCUGGUAUGCUACCAUCGUUCUCGUGCUCGCUCUGCACUUUUCAGGCCUCUUCCCCCUGUACACGCUCAUUGACGAGUUCGGUCCCCUAAUGUCCGUCGCGAUCCUUUCCGGCAUCGCCGUCUCGCUGAUCGCUUACUUCUCUGCGUUGAUUCGCGGCGCCCAACACCGAAUGACCGGUCACUUCAUCUAUGACUUCUUCAUGGGCGCCGAGCUCAACCCCCGGCUCUUCUACUGGCUUGACUUCAAGAUGUUCUUCGAGGUGCGCCUACCAUGGUUCAUCCUCUUCUUGCUCUCCCUCGGCGCGGCCGCGAGACAGUAUGAAAUGUAUGGCUAUGUCAGCCCGGAAGUCGGGUUCAUCCUCAUGGCGCACUUCUUGUACACGAAUGCCUGCGCAAAGGGCGAGGAGCUCAUCGUGACGACUUGGGACAUGUACUUCGAGAAAUGGGGCUUCAUGCUCAUCUUCUGGAACAUGGCCGGCGUGCCCCUGAGCUACUGCCACUGCACUAUCUACCUGGCAAACCACCCGCCCUCCGAAUACGCGUGGCCAAAAUGGGUGCUCAUCAUCUUCUACACAUCCUACCUCUUCGUCUACUGGGUCUGGGACACGUGCAACUCCCAGAAGAACAUGUUCCGCGCCCGUAGCCGCGGCUAUGCGCUCGAUCGCAAGACCUUUCCCCAGCUGCCUUACAAGGAGGUCAAGAACCCGGUCACCAUCCCCACAGACACUGGCGAUGACCUGCUGUGCGACGGCUGGUACGGAAAGGCUAGGAAGGUACAUUACACGUGCGACGCGUAUUUCGCCACCAUGUGGGGCCUGAUUUGCGGCUUCAAGAGCCCGUUCCCGUGGUUCUACUCCGUCUUCUUCGUCUGCAUGAUCAUUCAUCGCGCGAGACGGGACGUGAUGAGAUGCAGGGAGAAGUACGGCAAAGCGUGGUUGGAGUACGAGAGGCGGGUUCCGUAUCUGUUCAUUCCAUAUGUCUUCUAAACACCUCACUCCGCGGAGGGCGUAUUCACAUGCCCCUUUGGAAUUGCCAUUCGCAGUUGCUCGGGCCUUGCUGCGCAACGCUUCACGGGCAACAUCUGUACAUAAGUGUAAUCCUACCAGCCUUUUAAUGUGCCGCCAUCAGACACGGUGAGAUGACGGAGACCUGCCUCAAACUAUUUGCAUGCUGUGGUGACAUGAUGCAGGUCGUGUGUUUUGCAGAGACUGCAGAAAGAAGGAGGGUAUCCACCACAAAGUCCCCCGACCCAUCUAGCAGAAUAAUCGUGUAGGAAAGAAAAACCUCUGGGACACAAAAAUAAUUCCGUGUUAUAUGUAAUGCAUCGCAUGUUAUUUUUUUUUUUUUUU
Verruconis gallopava is the source of this 2243-nucleotide messenger RNA. RefSeq lists its product as uncharacterized. The record is from RefSeq and is a predicted model, not a curated record. NCBI's taxonomy places the organism in Eukaryota, Fungi, Ascomycota, Dothideomycetes, Venturiales, Sympoventuriaceae. Gene Ontology annotation, biological process: ergosterol biosynthetic process. Gene Ontology annotation, cellular component: endoplasmic reticulum membrane. The coding region runs from base 201 to 1880 and encodes 559 amino acids. The transcript is spliced from 4 exons. Gene Ontology annotation, molecular function: Delta24(24-1) sterol reductase activity.